AUGGUGUUCCAAUUCACAUUACCUGAAAUUAUUAAUGAAAAACCUGAACCACUUCGUGAAUUAAAUUCUAAUAUACAGCUCUUUGGAAUGUCACAAGUAAUACAUGAAACUAUCUGGAAAUUUAAUAAAGUAUUUGAAGAUUUGUUAGCAUUUCGGCUCAAUGAAAAAGGAGAAUUAGAGUAUAAUAAAAACUUCGAUUUUACAGCAGUAGAUUUAGAAAUAUCAAAACAAAUAAAUUUUGGCUGUAAGCUCCCACCUCCGAAUGUAGUUAUACUUGAACCAAGUGGAUCACCAAAUGAUAACAAUGAGAUCUUACGAGCUACAGAAAUGUAUAAAAAGGAUUUUUUAUUAAAUGAGAAUGACUUUUUAGAUAUUUGUGCUGACGAAGCAAUAUUUAGGAGAUUAAUUAAAUGCCGUAAUAAAUCAGAAAAUAUACGACCUAUCCUGGGUCAGUGGCAUACGUCUAAGGAUAUGAUGAGUGCACUUCUUAUUUUAUUUUCAAGUUACGGCAUUUAUGAUUUGACUACAGCUUUAGGUGUAAAAUUUUUGGAUAAAUUGGCAGCCGUUGUUGAUUAUCGAUCCACAAGAAGAGUUUUGGAGUUAAUAUGGACUGCAGUUGAAAAAUACCCACAAUUAGAACAAAAACUUCACCAUUGUGCCUCUAUAAAUCUAGCAAGAGAAGGACAUUAUCCAGCUUAUGAUGAAGCCUUGGAGACUCAUGGUGUUGCCUAUAUCAAACAAAAUAUUACAGGAAAUUCAUGUAAUCAAGAAAAUUUAGAAUUACAAAUUAGAGCAACUCAAGAGGAGAGAGAACGAAUAGACACAUUAUUGAAUGAAUUUCUGGAUACUCACACAUACUAUCGAAAAGAUCAUAACACUAACAAUCGUAUUGAUCCAUUAUGGAAAUUAUCACACGACUUGCUAGAAGCAUUUAAAAUGGAUAAUGCUAUCGAUCAUGACCUUUUCAAAAAAAAUUCUCCGCCCCAAUUAAACCAAGAAGGAUUAAUGAAAAUUAAUCAAGCCUAUGAAGAUGGAUUAGGAAGAAUAAAAAAAAUUUAUCGACAAGAAGUAAUAAAAAUUGAAGCAAUUAAUACUAAAGGAAGAAGAAAGUUGUCAGUAAUGAAAACUAAAGUUUCUGAUUUAUCAAAAAAUAAAAAAUCAAGAAAAAAAAAUGCGCCAACCAUACCAGAAGGUGACAAUGAAGGCUCUUCUCAAUUAGCAAGGGUGUUGCAAACUAUUCAAUUUAAUGAACAAGAUUCCCAGUCAGUUUUAAAAGACAAAAAUAUUAACCCAAAGCGAAAAUGUAUUGAAUUACCAGAAAAUCAAGAAAAUGUUGAAAGUCAGCCUCCAUUAAAACGUCAAAGAGUUGUAACAACUGAGGAAGAAAAGGAAAUUUUGAAGUGUUUAUUGCAAAAAAAAAUAAUGCCUUCGGAAAAUGAAAUUAACGAAGUUUUGACCAAAUUACCACAAAGUUGGAAUAUUCAGUGUAUUAAGAGGUAUUGGAGCAAUAAUAGGUGCAAAGAGAAUUGA
This is a messenger RNA of Rhizophagus irregularis DAOM 181602=DAOM 197198, 1530 nucleotides long. The record is from RefSeq and is a predicted model, not a curated record. NCBI's taxonomy places the organism in Eukaryota, Fungi, Glomeromycota, Glomeromycetes, Glomerales, Glomeraceae.